Auanema sp. JU1783 is the source of this 1473-nucleotide messenger RNA. NCBI's taxonomy places the organism in Eukaryota, Metazoa, Nematoda, Chromadorea, Rhabditida, Rhabditidae. The record is from the annotation of a GenBank genome assembly.
AUGGAAUCACAAGGAUAUCAGUUGUUCGAUGUUUAUAAUUAUGGAGAUCCAAGUCAAAUCCAAUUAGCUUCCAUCCAAAGUCAACAAUGUACUAAAAGCCCUGAAAUUGGUGGUGCGUCUUUAGGAAUGGCAGUACCUAAAGUUGAAAUUUGCACUCCUGAGGAUAUGCAGUCUUGGAGAUUAUUAAACGAAACUCCCGAUAGUGCUCCUGCUAUGUAUUUUCGAAAUAAUAAUAUUAAGGCUGAGAAGGCUAGAAGAAAGCUAGAUUUAGAGAGUUUAUCUGCUCAAUCUAACAUCGAUAAUAUGGUUAAUAAUUUGAACAAUCACGGUCAAAUAAGUCCUUAUAUGAGUAUAUACCCCAAGCCUGAAAAUAAACCAAAAGUUCGCAAUGGUAAAAGAAAAGCGAACGGGGCAGUCACUCCUAAUCCUUUCCCCGAAACAUCAGUUCCUACUUCGGGAUCUCGGCUGGAUAACUCGCUUCUGAUGACCACUAAGAAGUUUCUGUCUUUGAAAGAUCAGUAUGAGGUUUUGAACUUGAACGAUGCAGCUCAGCAGCUACUAGUGCCGAAACGAAGAUUGUAUGAUAUAACUAAUGUUCUCGAGGGGAUCGACUUGGUUGAAAAAGUUGGGAAGAACAGUAUUCGAUGGAAAACUCCUCAUUGUGAUGAAGGUGAUAUGAAAGCUGCUUGGAAUGAAUGUAUUAGAAUGCAAAAAGAAGAGGAGCGCCUAGACAGUUUGAUUCACGAUAUCUCAGCCGCCUUAAAAUUGGCCAAGGAAGAUCCCACCGAUAAACCAUAUAGUUAUGUCCGAUUCUCGGAUUUACGAUCUGUUCAACAAUUCGUUAACCAAACAUUAAUAGCGAUUAAAGCACCUCAAGAAUCUUAUUCAUACAUUGAGGUGUCUGAUCCUCUGAUGACAGGAAAAUACCAGCUUAUGAUCAAGAACGAUAUGAAUCAGGUUCUUCAAGCCUUGUUGUGUCCUUCGGACUCCAUGGUGGCCAAUCAAGUAACUGGCAACGGAGAUGAAGCUGUAGGUAUAUUCCCAAUACACCCUGUUGAGGCCACAGCAACCAUCAAGGUAGAAAAUGAAGAAACGAGAGAAGAAGGCAUGAAUGCUGAACAAAGGAGCAUUAGUCAUAAUCAUCAAAUUUCUCAUAAUAAUCAAGAAGAGGUCGUAGUGCCUUCUACUUCAAUGCAAACUCAGCAUCAGGAUAGCGAAUUAAUAACACCCGGAAAAUUUUUGCCUCAUCUUCAAAGUCCAAACAUAUUCAUGAGUCCUUUAAAGAUGUUAGCAGAUCCUUCAGCUUUUUUGUCGGCACCGUCGUUCGGUGAUUUAGAUGCUCCUCCAGGAUCCUUUCUUUCCUUAGAGCCCGAACUACAAGAGGAGGAUCCUUACCAAUAUCCUUCAUCUGAUGUGGCUUUACAAGAUCUUUUUUGUGGAGCCGACUGGGGAGACAUGGGAAGUAAUCUUUAA